ACUUUAGGUUGCCCAAACAAAUGACUUGUUUUUGAGUCUUUUGUCUCCUCCUUCAACCUCAUUUCUCUCUCCCAUUCCUCUUCAUCACCUUCUCCUUCUUCUACACCCUUUUCUUUCUCUUCACUCCAUAGCCGCUCCUCUGUCUCUUUUCAUUCCUACCCAAAAUGUUUUUCUAUUCCACCACAUAGAUAUCAUCUUCUCUUUCUUCCUAUUUAUCUUUUUUUUUUUAUUUGGUUUUCUAUACACAAAUAAUUAAACAAAAGCAACAAACAGUGAUCUUAGACCCAUAAAAUAAAUAUCAAUAUGAUAUUUAUGAAAAAUAUUUUAACUAUAUAGUACUAUUUCUCUAUAGUAAUAAAAAUCAUUUUCCUUGUUUUCUGUUUUUUUUUCUUAUAAUAUAGAUUAACCUUUUUAAUUUAUAUAUCUAUUCUCUCUCUAUUACUUUGAUGGCUGGGUUAGAUUUAGGGAGUGCAAGCUUUAUGCAAAACAUCCACAGGCAAAACUUACACCUUCAACAACAACACCAUCACCAAAACCAGCACGAUUCUGAAGAACAAGAAUCAAAUCGUGCCAGUGUUGGUGGUGGUGCACCGUUCUCAUCGAACGAAGAAGAUGAUCGCAGCCAAGGUUUAGAGCUUGGUUCAGCAGCCGGACCAGGAGAUGUGGUAGGCCGCCGUCCACGCGGCAGACCGCCGGGAUCGAAAAACAAGGCCAAACCACCGGUGAUCAUCACUCGAGAGAGUGCCAACACUCUCAGAGCUCAUAUUCUUGAAGUUGCCGGCGGUUCAGAUGUUUUUGAAUGCGUAUCUACCUAUGCUCGCCGCCGUCAACGUGGGAUCUGUGUUCUCAGCGGCAGUGGCACUGUGACAAAUGUCAGUAUCCGGCAACCAGCGGCGGCUGGUGGUGUUGUUACGCUACAUGGAAGAUUUGAGAUAUUAUCCUUGUCUGGAUCUUUUCUGCCACCACCAGCUCCUCCCGGAGCAACUAGCUUAACGAUUUAUCUUGCUGGAGGACAAGGACAGGUGGUGGGAGGUAGCGUGGUUGGUGAGCUUAUCGCGGCCGGGCCGGUGAUUGUGAUUGCAGCUUCUUUUACUAAUGUUGCUUAUGAGAAAUUGCCGUUGGAAGAGGAGCAGCUUCAGAUGCAGGCUGAGGCUGGAGGAGGUUCUCAAGGCUCCGGUGGUGGCGGUGGCGGCAAUAAUAAUAACAAUCCAUUUCCUGAUCCAUCUUCUGGUUUACCGUUUUUCAAUUUGCCAUUGAAUAUGCAGAAUGUUCAUCAGCUACCUGUUGAUGGUUGGGCGGGAAACAACAACAACUCAGCUUCACGUCAACCUUUUUGAGGAUUUAGAAUUAAUCAAAUUGAAUGAGUGAGUCUUGUUUUGAACAUGUUUUGUUGAGGAUGAUGAUGUUGGAAUGGAGUUUGAAGUGAUUAUUUUUAAGGUCAGUGUUAAUCUAUGGAUGAUGAUUUAGUAGUGGUUUCAAUCAUGUUAUGUACUUCUUUUAGUACUUAUAAUUUAGUUUUGUCAAAAAAAAAAGUACUUAUGAUUUAGUGUCUCAUUGGUUUUUAAAUUGGAUAUUUGGGAUUUUAUUA
Medicago truncatula (barrel medic) is the source of this 1588-nucleotide messenger RNA. RefSeq names its product AT-hook motif nuclear-localized protein 23. The coding region runs from base 447 to 1337 and encodes 296 amino acids. The record is from RefSeq and is a predicted model, not a curated record. The transcript has a single exon. Gene Ontology annotation, cellular component: nucleus. NCBI's taxonomy places the organism in Eukaryota, Viridiplantae, Streptophyta, Magnoliopsida, Fabales, Fabaceae. Gene Ontology annotation, molecular function: DNA-binding transcription factor activity; minor groove of adenine-thymine-rich DNA binding.